Prinia subflava (tawny-flanked prinia) is the source of this 3267-nucleotide messenger RNA. RefSeq lists its product as uncharacterized. Lineage: Eukaryota; Metazoa; Chordata; Aves; Passeriformes; Cisticolidae. The transcript has 13 exons. The coding region runs from base 778 to 2598 and encodes 606 amino acids. The record is from RefSeq and is a predicted model, not a curated record. Gene Ontology annotation, molecular function: protein binding.
CCCUUCAAUAUGAGCCCUGACUGCAGAGUAAGAGAAGCAAAGCAAGGUUCACACCUGCGUUUUCAUGAAGGCUGAUCAAGAAAUGUGUACAGAUACCAUCACUUAGGAAUCACCAAGCAAAUUAUCCCUGGAAAAGGUCAUGUGGCUUGGGCUUUAGAAAUGGUGAAUGUCUGGAGCACAAGUUCUUUGAGGAGUGGCUGAGGGAGCAGGGGUUGUUUAGGCUGGAGAAAAGCAGGCUCAGGAGAGACCUUAUCACUCUUUACUACUACCUGAAAGGAGGGGUAGCCUUGGCCUCUUCUCCCAGGCAGCCAUUGACAGGACAAGAGGACAGUCUCAAGCUGUGCCAGGGCAAGUAUAGGUUGGGCGUUAGAAGGAAUUUCUUCACAGAAAGGGUGAUUGAUUAUAUUCUGGAAUGCAGUGCACGGGGAGGUGGUGGAGUCACCAUCCCUGGAGGUGUUUAAGGAAAGACUGGACCUGUAGUACCCAUGUCCAGCUGACAUGGAGUUUGGUCAUUGGCUGUUCCCGAUGAUCUCAGAGGUCUUUUCCAACCUAAUUCAUUCAUGAUCCUAUAGAGGCUACUUUGGUACGAAGACAAGGCUGGUCCCGGCUUCGGAAGGCCUGAGCAGCCGGCUCUACUCCCCCGACGUCCUCCCGGCUUGGCAGGGCUGCCUCCGGCCCCAUCGCUAACGGGGAUGGCCGCGCCCCGGCGCUCCCAGCACGGGCAGGGCGGGCCCCGCCGGGCCCCUCCGCAGCUGUGGGGCCGGGCCGGGCCGGGGGAUGCCGGGGCCGCCCCCGCUGCCCCGCGGCGCUUUAAUGCCGGCGCUGGCGGCCCCAGCCCCGCUCACUACCAUGCUCCGCGCCCGCCGGGGCCGGCCGGGGGCCGCGGGCAGCGCCCGGCAGGGCGGCCUCGCCUUCUACGUGCUGUGGGCUCUGCGGGAGCCGCCGCGGCGCCUCGGCAGCCAGUCCAGCCAGAUGGGUUUCCAGGCUUGGCUGCCGCUGCCGUUGCCAAAGCAGCUGGUGGUGUUCGGGCUGGGAGACUGGAGCUGCUACUCCCCGGACACGAGCAUCGCAGUGGACGUGCUGGUGUCCCCAGGCGUGGCGCCACAGCGGCUCGGCACGCUGGAGCCCACCCGCAGGUCUCUGGUGUGGGAAGGUGACUGGAGAACAGAUAUUUUCAUGGCCUCGUUGAAAGAGAUGGACAAAGGCAAUCCUGUGAGGCUUGUCCUGACUGUCAACGGACAGCUGCCCCAAGGUGUCUACAGCAGUACACCUGCCCAUCCCUUCCUUGUACCAGAGACCUCCCAGUCCCCAGUUCUCCCAGCAGAUGAUGGGCCCUGUGGCCAGGACCUGGAGGAUCCUACGGGGGUUGAGAGUCAAAGCCCAGAAGUGGCUGCCAGAGCAUCCAGGCCUGUGAAGAAGGAUGUCCAGCCACCACCGAGGACUGUGGUGGUACCCUGUGCCCUGAAGUCACCAGCUGGAAAGGUGGAAUCCAGUGAGGCCUGGAGGAAGAGUCCUGACCAAGGACCACCAAGAGUCCACUCCAAAAAGCCCAGAAAAGUUUUAUUUGAACCCACACCAUCUGAGAGAGAUCUCGAUGAAGAAGAUAUGGCGGUCAAGGAGUUGCAAGGCAGCCCCAGCCCUCGGUGGUGCCACGCCAUGUGCCUCAGUGACCUGGGGACAGCUGUUCUCAUUGGUGGAGAAGGUGUCAAUCAACAGUCCUGCAGGGAUGCUCUCUGGAAGCUGGAAAUUGACAGUGAUUUAUGGCUUCCAGUGGGUUUCCAGCUACAAAAUGCCAUGCCAUCGUGCUUGCAUGGUCACACAGCUACCUACGACCCUGACACCAAGCGUAUCUACGUCUUUGGGGGCAUAAGGGAGGACAAAGACUACAGCAGCAUCUACAUUCUGGACACAGUCACCUGGAAAUGGCUCCUUGUGGCUGCUAAAGGGAGGAUACCAGUGCUCACCUACCACAGUGCAACUAUCUACCACAAGGAGCUCUUUGUUUUUGGAGGAACUUUCCCCAGAAAGACAUCGCUGGCAGUUGCACCCUGCAGCAAUGUGCUCUAUGUCUUCAAUCCAGAGCAUGAAAUUUGGUAUCAGCCCAUUUCAGAAGGGGAGAAGCCUCUGCCUAGGCUUGGGCAUUCAGCUACUCUAUUGAAAAACAAGCUGCUGAUUUUUGGUGGUCGGACGACUUCUCUCUACCUCAGUGACAUGCACAUUCUGGAUCUGGGUUUCAUGGAGUACACACCAGUCCCCCUCCUGGCAGGACAGCCUUCUGCACGUUGUUUUCAUGCAGCUCUGGCUGUGUCAGACCAGAAGGUUCUGAUCAGUGGAGGCUGCAACACCAGAGGAGCCUUGAACGAUGCCUUUGUCUUCCACCUAGAUACUCUUUCAUGGAGCACAGUGAUCCACCACGACCUCUGCUCUGUUCCCCGAGCUGGCCACACAUUGCUUGACCUGACUCCUGCCCACUUGAUGGACAUGGACAAGGAGAACAAAGAGGAGCAAAACCUGCACACAGUGUUGAUCUUUGGGGGCUCCAACUGUGCUGGAACCUUCUAUAACAGCACAGUCAAGAUCCAGCUGGACCUAAGAUAAUGCAUGAUUCUCAGAAUGAGCCUGAGCAGCAAAGCUCUUCACCAGCCUAAAUACAGAUAUGGAUGGCAAUAAAUGAGUCCAAGCAACAUGGCAGUCCAGGUAUCUGUAUACAGAUGCAUGGCACCUUGGUACAAGAGAUUGUAGGUUUGUAGUCUGAAGGCCAUGGGUAUGUUGUUCUCCUAGGGUACCUGAUAUACAACAUCUGGGCUCAGGUGCCAAAACACUCAGUGGGAUUUGAGCUGAGCCUGCACAAGAACAGACACAAGGUUAUGGGUUCCCUUCUUGUGCUACAGGUUUUUAGCUGGAAUUCCCAGGGUGCUUUCAGCUUUGAAGGUGACUAUUUGGAAAGUCCUCACACUAAAAGUACAGGCAUGAUUCUGGUUUGGAGGGGAUCUGGGGUGGGAUUCUCUUGGGCAACAGUCUGCAGCUGAAGGCUAGGAAAAUACCUAAAGCAGUAUCUGAGGAUGGGAAGAGAACAUAAUUACAAUCACCUAGCUUUGCUGUAGGCAGAUCUUUUAUAAAUUUCAUGCAACUGCUCUUGUUAUUGUAAGAGUGGCUGACUUGGCUCUUUCAAGACCCCAACAAGGGUUAAGCUAUCUUCCAGCAGAGACUAGAUCUCAUUGCUUAUAUCCAUGGAACAGAUGACUGUGCUGUAGCUCUGAGGCAGCU